CUGUAAAGGAUCAACAUGAGGGUGAGUAAUUAUUGACAGAAUUCUCAUUUUUGAUCAAACUCUCCCUCUAAUGAUUAGAUCUGAUAGGCCUUCACAGAAGAUCAUAUAACUACAAGGACAUGUACCUGGACAAGUGUGUACUUUGGCUUGUACAGCAGUGUGCAGGUCCUCUAUGGGGCAAAAGGACAGUUUAUUCAGAGGAUAAAUAUCACUUGUGAGAUCCGGCGAGCUUCAGAUUUCAGCUGAGGACAUUAACUGAAGAUCUCAUCUCUUAAACUAUCAAGAACACACAGAGACUGCAGUAGAUCUCCUUGUGAACUUCCCCCAGAUGGCGUCACUUCUGAUGUCCCUGAAGCAGCCGAUCUGCAUCAGCAUGUGUGUUUAUCUAUGGCUGGCGGUGCUCGCUGUAGUAAACACAGAGGAAAUAUCAAAAGCCAGAGAUGAGACUGAUUCUGCAAAUGAAGAAACCUCAGGACUUCACAUCUUAACAUCGAGAAGAGUUAAGAAGAGUCCAGAGAUACUGCAAGUGGCAGCUCUAGGAAGACCUCUGUAUCCUGGUAUGCUUUAUGACGCCCGCAGUGAUUCCUUCAUUCCAGGAGUAACGCUCUGGGAUAAUAAAUUACUGACUGAAGAUCUAAACAGCCAUCCUCAGACCAGAACAGACCUGAAGUUCAGCAGCUCUGACUCUUUCUCAAGCAAAUCCAAUCUUCUGGAUAUCAGUAGUUCCCUGAAGGCCAGUUUUCUGGGGGGGCUUGUUGAAGUGGCUGGAUCUGCCAGAUAUCUGCGUGACACCAAAUCCUCAACCCGACAGUCCAGAGUUACCAUGCAUUACAGUGCAACCACACGAUUCGAUCAGCUCACGAUGAGUCACCUGGGCACCAUCACCUACCCUCAGGUGUUUGAGCAGAAAACGGCAACUCAUGUGGUGACGGGGGUGCUGUAUGGAGCUCAGGUCUUCAUGGUGUUUGAUCGCAUGCUUUCAGAACAGGAGAACAGUGAACACAUUGAGACUGAAAUGAGCCUCAUGGUGAAAAAGAUGACGUCAGUAAACGUAGACGCGGCUUUUAAAAUGACUGAUUCUGAAAAGAAAUCUGCAGAGAAAAUCUCCUGCACAUAUCAUGGUGACAUCCAUCCUGGGCAGAGCCCAACCACAUUUGAGGAGGCAAUAAAGCUCUAUAAGGAUCUGCCAAAUUUGCUGAACCAGCAGACCGCAGUCCCAGUGAAGGUCUGGCUGUAUCCGCUGCAUCUCCUGAACUCAGCAGCAGCUCGAGUGGAGAGAGAAAUCAGUACAGUUGCGGCUUUCACUCUUGAGGGAAUAAUGGAGGAUUUGGCAGAAGCAGAGAGGACUUUUAAUGAACUGUCUGGAAGUAGGCUGGCUAAUAAAUUCAGAGAUAUUCGAGAGCGGCUGAACUCGUUUUACCAAUCGAUGAGGGUUUACAAGUCAAUGCUGCAGAGCGCAGUCGGCCGGGUUUUACCUGCUAUUCGAGGAGGACAGAAGGAGGAGAAGAGUCUGGAGGACAUCCUGAAGAUCCACAGAAACUCUCCAUUUAGAUCUGACCAGCUGAAACUGUGGUUGAAUGAUGCAAAGCAGGAGAUCAGUGUCCUGACUGCUCAGGUCAACUCACUGGAAGGGGUCAACAUUGAAGAGCCAGAGAACGUCUACAGUAGUUCAAGUUCUGGUAAAGUAUUCUGCUUGACCUUCACUUCUCUGAAGUAUGAUGACCCGUAUCUGUCAGCCCUACAGGAGUUUGUGAAAAUGAACAGGUUUGAUGCUCCAGAAGAGGAACAACACCUGGUAUCUGUAGCAUCUGACGGAAAAUGGUUUCAUAACUCUGUUACCAUCGCAAAUAUGAUGUAUAAUUUAAAGGUGUUCAGCUUUUUAAAGGUAUUUUAUUUUACCGGGCUUGUUUUUUCAGCCAUGUCUGAUCCAUCAAUUCCAGGCUCCUCCAUCUAUUUGUUUGAACAAGGGGGACUAAAACAGAAAAAGUUAGAGGAUGAUUACAGGUAUAUAAUAAGCUAGAGUUACCUAGCAGAUACAGUUGAGAGUAAGCUGAGAGUUGGUGAAAGGCAUCGCUCUCUACUGAAAUUAAAGUAAUGCUACUUAAGACAUCACUCUCUUGAGCACAAGUUUUCUCUUGGCUGAUGAGUUUGUUCAACACAAUGUUUUGACAAAAAUACAAAAUAAAUAAAUGGUGUCUAAACUGCC
Molecule: messenger RNA, 2206 nt
Organism: Danio rerio (zebrafish)
Lineage: Eukaryota; Metazoa; Chordata; Actinopteri; Cypriniformes; Danionidae
Source: RefSeq, a predicted model, not a curated record